CUUCCUAUGUCCCUCAACCCUAGCCACUAUCUUCACAAUUCAAAAUUUGAACGGUCUUUUCAGCUUCCCACGUUCCACCAACUUCUCAAGCUUCAACAAUCUCUCUUCACAAUUCAAAAUUUGAACACUAGUCCUUCAGCUUCCAACGUCCCAUCAUCUUCCAAGUUCAAAAGCUUCAACAAUCUCAUCACAUUUCAAAAUUUGAACCCUCAUUUCAGCUUCCCGCGUCCCACCAACUUCCCAAGCUUCAUUAAUGGUAGUCGUAUACGACGAGUCCGAUCCUCAUAUUCCAAUUGAUGCUUACCCUUUGCGAAGGUCUAGCGCGAGAUUGAAGAAGCAGGGGACGAGCGAGAAAUCGAAUCACUCCCUUAAAAGGAAAGCAGAUUCACCAGCGUCCGUUAGCAAAAUGGUUGGUACGGAUAAGAAGAAAAGGACCCAGAAGCUUCCUGAGUUCACUGGGGAUAGCAAGGCACCGGAAGUGCUCGCUGAUGGCUGUGAUGUUGCGGCCGAAGUUCAGAAGACUGUUCAUGAGUCACUGGAGGUGCUUGCCGAUGGCUGUGAUGGAGUAGCCACUGUUCAGAAGAAUGUUCAUGCCAAGGUGAUAGACACUCUUCGUGCUUUCAACAAGCACUACCUCCAUUUUAUUCAGAAAACUGACGACCUUUGUGACUUGCCUCCUCGAAAUUUGCAGGAAGAAGAGAACCGCUGCGCGAGGCUGGAAGCUGAUAAGAAGGUCAGGGAAAAGGACACAAAAUCAAAGAAAGUGGAUUCAUCUGAAGACUAUAAAAAGCCUUCCAAGCGACCUGAUUUGAAGGCUAUAACAGAGAUGAUGAAGACUGGAGCUACUUUGUAUCCUGAUAAGAGAUUUGGCUCCAUUCCAGGUAUUGAUGUUGGUCAUCAAUUCUUUUCACGGGCUGAGAUGGUCGUCGUUGGAUUUCACCAACAUUGGCUCAAUGGAAUUGAUUAUAUUGGGAAAUCUGCUGUUUCUGGGAGAAAGUCACUUAAAUCAUUGGAUCUGGGGCAGUACAACCUCCCACUUGCUAUAUCCAUCGUGUUGUCCGGACAGUAUGAAGAUGACUUAGACAACUGCGAGGAAAUUGUGUACACCGGGCAAGGAGGAAACAAUUUGCUCGGGGAUAAACGCCAAAUCAGUGAUCAGAAGCUCGAAAGAGGCAAUUUGGGUCUGAAGAAUUGUAUGGAACAGUCUGUGCCUGUUAGGGUGGUUCGUGGACAUAAGUGUCAAAACAGCUACGUGGGCAAGGUUUAUACCUAUGAUGGCUUAUACAAGGUUGUUAAUUAUUGGGCAGAAAAGGGAGUCUCUGGUUUUACUGUUUAUAAGUAUCGACUAAAGCGGCUUGAGGGACAGCCACCUUUGACGACGAAGGAGGUGUAUUUUACUAGAGGCCGUAUUCCCAAGUCCUUGUCCGAAAUUAGAGGACUUGUGUCUGAAGAUAUUACGGGGGGCCUAGAGGAUAUCCCAAUCCUUGUCACUAAUCUGGUUGAUGAGCCUCCGAUUUCACCUUUAGGUUUUGUUUACAUCACGAACAUGAAGUACAGCCAGAAUAUAAGUGUUCCCACGAUUGCUCCUGUGGGAUGCGAUUGCAAAGGCAGCUGCACGGAUGCCAGGAGGUGUGCUUGCGCAAAACUUAAUGGUGGAGAUUUUCCUUAUGUACACCGUGAUGGUGGAAGGUUAGUUGAGCCCAAGGCAGUGGUGUUUGAGUGCGGACCAAAAUGUGGAUGUGGGCCUAGUUGUGUCAAUCGGACCAGCCAACAUGGGCCUAGGUUUCGAUUUGAGGUCUUUAAGACUCCGAAAAAGGGUUGGGGUGUCAGAUCAUGGGAUUACAUUCCCUCUGGUGCUCAUAUAUGUGAAUAUAUAGGCCUCCUUAGGCGCACUGCAGAUUUGGACCUUUCAGCAGAUAACAGCUAUGUCUUUGACAUAGACUGCAUUCAGACCAUGAAAGGUCUGGAUGGACGAGAGAGCCGGCUUGCUGAUGUCUCGUUGCCAUCUCACUUGCUAAAGUUUAACGAAGAGGCAUCUGAAAAUGUUCCAUUUUGUAUUGAUGCCGGCAAAACGGGCAAUUUCGCUCGAUUCAUAAACCACAGCUGUCAACCUAACCUAUUUGUCCAAUGCAUGCUCUCGAGUCACCAUGAUCUGAAGCAAGCCCGGAUUAUGCUGAUUGCAGCCGAUAACAUACCGCCACUGAAGAGGGUUAUACAGGAGCUAACAUAUGACUAUGGCUAUGCCUUGGACAGCGUCAUGGGGCCAGAUGGCAAGAUACAAAAAGGCCGUUCUCUUUCGUUUCAAGCAAGCAGCAGUCGUCUCCUUGUCCCUUCGUCCAGAAGCAUCGAGCAUCAUCCCUACUCGUCGGCGUCUAAGCAGACCAUCGUCGUGCGCCGUGAGGGCGGCGCUAGGGGCGGCGUGAGGGGUGGGGUUUGGCGGAGAGAAAGCAAGAUCUGGAGAAGAGGGAGAGAUGAAGGGAGACGAUGGAUCUGGUUUGGUGAGAGAAAGCAAGAUCUGGAGAAGAGAGAGAUGAGGGGAGACGAUGGAUAG
Molecule: messenger RNA, 2551 nt
Organism: Striga asiatica
Lineage: Eukaryota; Viridiplantae; Streptophyta; Magnoliopsida; Lamiales; Orobanchaceae
Source: the annotation of a GenBank genome assembly